Messenger RNA from Amphibalanus amphitrite, 2644 nucleotides. Its product is annotated as techylectin-5A-like. The record is from RefSeq and is a predicted model, not a curated record. The transcript has a single exon. Lineage: Eukaryota; Metazoa; Arthropoda; Thecostraca; Balanomorpha; Balanidae. Bases 560 to 1543 code for a protein of 327 amino acids.
GUGCAGUGGGCCGCUGGUCGCUGGGGCUUAGUCCGCUGCCUGCUGGUCCAGUCGCAACCCCAUCCACUCAGUGCCUUUUGUGUCUGACAGAAGAAAAGCGCAAUGGUCGGCCGCGGCUCGGCGCCGCUCUGGGCCGUGCUGCUCUGCCUCAGUGCGCGGCUCGUGACCGGCGACCAGGACCAGCAGCCCUCGGCGCAGCUGAGCUUCACGCCCGACGAGCUGUGGAAGCUUAUCGGGCAGGCGGUGAGGUCCGAGGUGCGGCUGAUCUUCGAAAAAACUGGAUCUGGAGAGGCGGCUGGAAACACUCGACUUCAGCGUGACGGCACUGGAGUCGAGCGUGGAAGCGCUAAAUUCCCGGCAAAAUGUACUCGAUGCCAGAGUGUACGCGACGGAUUCCAGGCUGAACUCAAAAGGAGACACGCUUGAUGCGAGAGUUGAUGACCUGGCUUCGCAGUUAUAUCGUCGUGGCUCUGAGUCGGAUACAAUCCCCGCUAGGCUGGACGAUCAAAAUCAUUCGCUGAAAGCAUUGGGCGCAUCUAUUGAGAGCUGCCAAGUUCAAAUGUCAGAAUGGACAAUAAAACUAGACCAUCAGCAGUCGAGUCUGGAGGACCUCGUCAAAAAGGUGAGCCAGAAUUCGGUCAAGUUAAAUGCGACGAGUGGCCUGCUGAACCAGUCUUUGCAAUCCUAUUACAUGGAGGGUAAUCCAAACGAUUGGCGUCCACGUAUGGAAGAGCUGGCCGAAAAAGUAGAUAACAUAACCUCGCGCGUGAACAAGAUGGCCGCAAGCGGGCCGCAGCUGGAGCAACUGACGGCCGAAAACGACAUGCUACAGCUGACACUAGAUGCGGUCAAUGCCGCACUGAACGCCAGCCGGGGUCAACCCGCCACCCCGCUGCCCCGGGACUGCAGUGACCUGCCAGCGGGCACUGCCAGCGGCAUCCACGUGCUGCAGCCAGGCCUGGACCGAUCCGUGCCACCCACCCCGGCCUUCUGCGACCUGGAGUCGGACGGCGGCGGCUGGACCGUCGUCCAGCGGCGUGCCGACAUCCUGCCGCGACAGGAGUUCUAUCUCGGCUGGCAGGCGUACCGCGAGGGCUUCGGCGAGCUGGAUGGGGAGUUCUGGUGGGGCCUGGAGUCGCUGUGGAGGAUGACCGGCUCGCGGGACAGCCGCUACCAGCUGCGGAUCACGAUGGAGGACUUUGACGGCGAGAGAAGGCACGUGGUGUACGGCACGUUCAGGGUCUCCUCGGAGGCGGAUGGAUACCGGCUGGCCGUGGGUAACUACUCGGGGGACGCAGGAGACGCUCUCAAACGCCAUAACGGGUACCGCUUCAGCACAAAGGACCGGGACAAUGACGUGCACUCUGCAGGCUCCUGUGCCACAAGACACCGAGGGGCGUGGUGGUAUGAGGCGUGUUAUGAUUCCAAUUUAAAUGGACAACCACUGGUUGGACAUAACACAGGUCAGGGUGGAAUUAGCUGGAAUAAGUGGAGAACUUGGGAUUACUCUCUGAAAGCUGCCGAAAUGAAGAUUCGACCGUAGGCACAAACCAAGACUUAAAUGUGUUAUGGUGGUCUCUUGGGCUUUGCGAGCAGCACUCCUUAUGGCAUACAUAUAUACUUCUUAAUUGUAUUUGUCACGUAGCUUGAGUUUUCAUGUAAAUCUCAGGCUACACUAUCAGCGUUUUUUUUUCUUUUAUUUCUGCGGGAUGUCGGUUUCCGCAUUUUUUUUUCGGUUUCUUCGUUUUUCGUUCCGGGCGGCCUCCGCGUGGACGGUGUUGUUUACGGCAUGGUGAUGGAGAAGUGAUCAAAGUAAUUAAUUACUCAUGUUAGAUAUAACGUGUUUUCGCCAAACUAUAGAUAAAUAAUAAUAAUAAAAUUUCUACAAAUAACAAUAAUAUAUUUUCGAUCAUAAUCAUUUGUCAGCUUAAAUACAAUCAACAUAUUUCAAGUAAAAUGAUUGCUUUUGAAACACAUUCUUGUCUUGUUCAUUCAUGGAUCGCCCCAUUUUCUUUUUUUUUCAUUUUAAAAUGUUCCAUCGUCACAAUAUCAUUGGCAACAAUCACUUCUAAUCAUUCAUCAUCUAAAACGAAAUCCCGCAGAAACCGAAAAAAGUUCAAAGCUCUGAACUUUUUUCGGUUCCGAUUCGUCGGUUUUUGCGGGUUUUCGUUCCAUGGAACGCCAGACUGGCAGUAUAGCUUGCCCAGUGCAUUCGCUCUGGGACGAAUUUGACGACGCGAACCGAAAUCCCGCAGAAACCGAAAAAACGUCGAAAUUCAUGCUAGUGUAGGCUUAAGGGUACCUGCUCGCUUAAGAAAUGAACUGUGUCCUAUCGUAACGCAUUGCUGAGCUGCUUCCGUCGUUUCGGUAUGCACAAAAAAUAAUGACACCCAUUAUGCGUGUUUGCUUGUGCAAAAAUGAUAUACUAUUAAUGGGUCACACGACUCUCAUAAAAAAUACAAUGCCUGCCAGAGCUACACCUAGUGACUUUGAAACUUUCAGCAAUCGAUAAAAACAACAUUAUUUACAAAAUGUAUAUCUCGUAAGUUUGAUAUCGGUAACUUUGGGUCAGGUCACUUUUGCGAUCUCCCCCAUUAUCAGUCCAUGCCCAUUGGAGAAAAUUAAAAGGCGCCUCUCUUGGACA